This is a messenger RNA of Chelonus insularis, 2058 nucleotides long. RefSeq names its product EF-hand domain-containing protein 1-like. Gene Ontology annotation, cellular component: axoneme; mitotic spindle. The record is from RefSeq and is a predicted model, not a curated record. The transcript is spliced from 5 exons. Gene Ontology annotation, biological process: mitotic spindle organization; mitotic cytokinesis; cilium-dependent cell motility. NCBI's taxonomy places the organism in Eukaryota, Metazoa, Arthropoda, Insecta, Hymenoptera, Braconidae. Bases 96 to 1916 code for a protein of 606 amino acids. Gene Ontology annotation, molecular function: alpha-tubulin binding.
UCUCUGAAUUUAUUCUUUUUGAAAGAGUGAAUAAGCGAACAUUCAAUUUUUCUAUUCUUUAUUGGGAUUUAUUGAUAUUUUUUGAUAAUUUUACCAUGGAAGAAUUUCCUCAUCUCCCUGGAUAUUCAUUUCCAACAUAUUCAGAUCAAAAUUAUAAGCUAAAACAAAAGCUGAACUAUUCUAAUGGAUGUAGGGUGAUUUGUGAUUCAAGUGUCGGUAUUGGAAGACGUCCAGUUGAUGCUGCGUCUUCAGCAUACACUCAAGAACCUCUUCAAGAAGUGAUAUUCGAUCCUUCUUUGAUUUAUGGAAGAAAUAAAGAUUAUCCUUAUCGUCAAGUUAUUCCUCACUACGUUUUAUAUGCUCAAAAGUGUUUGAAUUUUAAAGCUUUUUUUCGACAAAAUAUUUUAAAUUCUCCUUCAGAACAAUAUAGAAUUCGUCAUGUGAAUAUUAUAUACUUCCUUGAAGAUGAUACCAUGUCUGUUAUGGAGCCUCCUGUAGAUAAUGCAGGAUUUAAACAAGGGAAACUUGUCAAAAGAAGUAAAAUUCCUCAAACCAAUGGAAAAUAUUAUCACUGGAAAGAUUUAAAUGUUGGAUUAGACAUAACAAUCUAUGGCGUUGUCUAUCAUACAGUGGAUUGUGAUCAAUUUACAAAAGAGUUUUUAACGAGUCAAGGAAUUGACGUGGGUGAUAAAGAAGAUCCACCAAUAGAUUCUUACACCCAAGAACGUUUAAUGAAACUCGAUGCAACUCGAGCUGCUUCGUCAUUGACAAAAAGAGCUCAUUCAGCACCAAGCAAAACUUUAAAACGUUUUCUACAAUACGAUGGAAUGAUUUUAACUUUUGAAGCAACAUGGAAUGAUGAUUUCUAUCAAAUUUUAUAUUUUUUAACGGAUGACACUAUUGCAGUAAAAGAAAUUCAAGGAUCUAAUAGUGGAAAAGAUCCUGUAAGAUUACUUUUAAAAAAAACUAAAGUUCCAAAAAAGUGGACCGACAUGCCUCAAACAUUUCCAAGUAUUUAUCUCGAGAGAGGAGAUGAAGAAGUUGAUGAAUAUUAUUCUCCAUUGGAUUUGAAGGUGGGAGAAACGAUUUUAAUUUUCAAUCGUCGAUUUUUCUUAUACGAUUGUGAUAAUUUUACUCGAAAUUAUUACAAGGAUAUUCUCAAUAUUAAUCAGCCUUUAAGAAUAUCACUGGAACUAACACAGACUCAAAAGAUUUGCAAUGAAACCCUGACUUCAAAGUCUCUGAAACAUAAAGAAAGAUCAAAGAAAGAAGAUGUAAUUAGAAAGCUUUACAAUCAUCCGAAAAAACUACGUUACUUAGCUUCUAUGGUUGCAGUACAUCCUGAAGACAAAGAUCGAGAUUUUAUUUUAGAGUAUAAUCUUGCGGAUGGUAAAAUAAAAAUUUUGGAAAUUGGUAAAAGAAAUUCUGGACAUCGUGCUGGUUGUUUUUUAGCUUCAAUGUAUGUUCCAAAGCCUUCAAGUUUUCAAAAACAAGAUGAUACUGAUGAUAUUAUUUAUUAUGGUCCAGAAGACUUUUAUAUUGGCGCAAAAAUAAAUAUUUUCAAUCAUCAAUUUAUUAUCAAAGGUGCUGAUCUAUUUGUUUUGCGAUAUAUUGAAGCUAAUCCUGAUAACUUUACUUCACAAUUAUUAGAUAAUAUGAGAAGUUAUUUUUCUGUAAAUGAAAAAAUGGAAAAAAAUGAAGAUAAAACAAUUGAUGAUAAUAAAAAUAAUUAUAAUGAACCAAUUUAUCCCGUAGACACAACUAGUAAUUCGCAGAAAAUUAUUUCUCAUCAUCUUUUAGAAGAAGAAAAAAAGGACAUUGCGGAUAAUUAUAAAUAUAUCGAUAAUAGAAAGGAGGAAAAUCGACAAAUUACUUGGCAAGAUGAGGUAGAAGUUCCUAUUAUUUGUAAUAACUAAAAAAAUUUUCAAUGCUACUGAUGGUAAAUAAAUAUCUCCGUAAAUGUAAACCAUCUCUGAUGCUUGAUACAAUGUUGUUCGAUAAUACCAGAAAUGAAUAAAUUAAUUACAUUAUUAAUAUACUAACUUGGAAAUGGUUGAA